Messenger RNA from Acanthocheilonema viteae, 282 nucleotides. Lineage: Eukaryota; Metazoa; Nematoda; Chromadorea; Rhabditida; Onchocercidae. The record is from the annotation of a GenBank genome assembly.
AUGGCUGACAAAAGUGCAUUCGUGCCUGUUGAAGCAACAGGUGGUCUUGGUACACGACCAGCGGAACUUGAUAUUGAUAUAGAUGAUGAUUACUUUGGAGGUAGCAAGAAGCAGGAACAGGCACCACCACCUCCUCCUCCGCCACCACCUCCACCACCACCUCCACCACCUAAAAAAACAGGCGAUACUAAAAAGUUAGACAAUCGUAAUACGUGCAUUAUGAUGAUUGCAGAAAAUUGUUUACAAGAAAUCGAAGACAUACCACAAGACUUAUGCCUAUAA